Messenger RNA from Dipodomys spectabilis (banner-tailed kangaroo rat), 5354 nucleotides. It is a transcript of the gene Cntnap1, whose product is annotated as contactin associated protein 1. The transcript has 24 exons. Bases 154 to 4320 code for a protein of 1388 amino acids. NCBI's taxonomy places the organism in Eukaryota, Metazoa, Chordata, Mammalia, Rodentia, Heteromyidae. The record is from RefSeq and is a predicted model, not a curated record.
AGAGGGUGGAAAAAAGGAGGAGUGGGCAAGGAGAAGAGACAGCGGUCAGCUGCGAACCCCAGGAGGGGAGCUGGCAGCCUGAGCCAGAACUGGAUCGCUAGCCAGAGCCGGGCACCAGGAGGCAGUCUCCCGGGGGCUGGUCAGCCCUGCAGGAUGCACCUCGGGCUCUUCUGCAUCUUGCUUGCUGCUGCGGUCUCAGGAGCUCGGGGCUGGGGCUACUAUGGCUGCGACGAGGAGCUUGUGGGACCUCUGUUUGCCCGCUCCCUGGGUGCUUCCUCCUACUACAGUCUCUUUACCACGGCCCGCUUUGCCCGCUUGCACGGCAUAAGUGGAUGGUCACCCCGGAUUGGGGACCCGAAUCCCUGGCUCCAGAUCGACUUAAUGAAGAGGCACCGAAUCCGAGCUGUGGCCACUCAGGGCUCCUUUAAUUCUUGGGACUGGGUCACACGUUACAUGCUGCUCUAUGGUGACCGUGUGGACAGCUGGACGCCAUUCUACCAGCAAGGGCACAACGCGACCUUCUUCGGGAACGUGAAUGAGUCCGCGGUGGUGCGCCACGACCUCCACUUCCACUUCACGGCGCGCUACAUCCGCAUCGUGCCCCUGGCCUGGAACCCGCGCGGCAAGGCCGGCCUACGCCUGGGCAUCUACGGCUGCCCUUACAAGUCCGACAUACUCUAUUUUGACGGCGACGAUGCCAUCUCGUACCGCUUUCCGAGAGGGGUCAGCCGAAGCCUGUGGGACGUGUUCGCUUUCAGCUUCAAGACGGAGGAGAAGGACGGGCUGCUGCUACACACCGAGGGCGCCCAGGGCGAUUAUGUGACCCUCGAACUACAGGGGGCGCACUUGGUGCUGCACAUGAGCCUGGGCAGCAGCCCCAUCCAGCCAAGACCUGGACACACAACUGUGAGCGCUGGGGGCGUCCUGAACGACCAGCACUGGCACUAUGUGCGCGUGGACCGAUAUGGCCGUGAAGCAAAUCUCACCCUGGAUGGCUAUGUGCAUCGCUUCAUUCUCAAUGGCGACUUUGAGAGGCUAAACCUGGACACCGAGAUAUUCAUUGGGGGUCUAGUGGGUGCUGCUCACAAGAACCUUGGCUAUCGACAUAACUUCCGUGGCUGCAUGGAAAACGUAAUCUUUAACCGGGUCAACAUUGCGGACCUGGCUGUACGGCGCCAUUCCAGGAUCACCUUUGAGGGUAAGGUGGCCUUCCGUUGCCUGGAUCCAGUUCCACACCCCAUCAAUUUUGGAGGCCCUCACAACUUUGUGCAAGUACCUGGCUUCCCCCGACGAGGCCGUCUCGCAGUUUCCUUUCGCUUCCGCACCUGGGAUCUCACUGGGCUGCUCCUUUUCUCCCGCAUGGGAGAUGGUCUGGGUCAUGUGGAGCUCAUGCUCAGUGAAGGGCAGGUCAAUGUGUCCAUUGCACAGACUGGCAGAAAGAAGCUUCAGUUUGCAGCUGGGUACCGUCUGAAUGAUGGCUUCUGGCAUGAGGUGAAUUUUGUGGCACAAGAAAACCAUGCAGUCAUUAGCAUUGAUGAUGUGGAAGGGGCAGAGGUCAGAGUCUCAUACCCACUGCUGAUCCGUACAGGGACUUCUUACUUCUUUGGGGGUUGUCCCAAACCAGCCAGUCGAUGGGGCUGCCACUCCAACCAGACAGCAUUCCAUGGCUGUAUGGAGCUGCUCAAGGUGGAUGGUCAACUGGUCAACCUGACUCUGGUGGAGUUCCGCCGGCUUGGAUACUUUGCUGAGGUCCUCUUUGACACAUGUGGCAUCACUGAUAGAUGCAGCCCUAACAUGUGUGAACAUGAUGGACGCUGCUACCAGUCUUGGGAUGACUUCAUCUGCUACUGCGAACUGACUGGCUACAAGGGGGUGACCUGCCAUGAGCCUUUGUAUAAGGAAUCCUGUGAGGCUUAUCGGCUCAGUGGGAAAACUUCUGGAAACUUCACCAUUGAUCCUGAUGGCAGUGGCCCUCUGAAGCCAUUUGUAGUGUAUUGUGAUAUCCGAGAAAACAGAGCUUGGACAGUUGUGCGACAUGACAGGCUAUGGACAACUCGGGUGACAGGUUCCAGCAUGGAGCGGCCCUUCCUGGGGGCUGUCCAGUACUGGAAUGCAUCCUGGGAGGAAGUCAGUGCCCUGGCCAAUGCGUCUCAACAUUGUGAGCAGUGGAUCGAGUUCUCCUGCUACAAUUCCCGGCUGCUCAACACUGCAGGAGGCUAUCCCUACAGCUUUUGGAUUGGCCGAAACGAGGAGCAGCAUUUCUACUGGGGAGGCUCCCAGCCUGGGAUCCAGCGCUGUGCCUGUGGGCUCGACCGAAGUUGUGUGGACCCUGCUCUGCAUUGCAAUUGUGAUGCUGACCAACCCCAGUGGAGAACGGACAAGGGCCUGCUGACUUUUGUGGAUCAUCUGCCUGUCACCCAGGUGGUAGUAGGGGAUACAAACCGCUCCAGUUCAGAGGCCCAGUUCUUCCUGAGGCCUCUGCGCUGCUAUGGCGACCGUAAUUCCUGGAACACCAUUUCCUUCCACACUGGGGCUGCACUACGUUUUCCUCCAAUCCGUGCCAACCAUAGCCUCGACGUCUCCUUCUACUUCAGGACUUCAGCUCCCUCUGGAGUUUUUCUGGAGAACAUGGGGGGUCCUUUCUGCCAGUGGCGCCGGCCUUAUGUGCGGGUGGAACUUAACACAUCUCGGGAUGUGGUCUUUGCCUUUGAUGUGGGGAAUGGAGACGAGAACCUGACUGUACACUCAGAUGACUUUGAGUUCAACGAUGAUGAGUGGCACCUGGUCCGGGCUGAAAUCAAUGUGAAGCAGGCCCGGCUGCGGGUGGAUCACCGGCCCUGGGUCCUGCGGCCCAUGCCUCUGCAGACCUAUAUCUGGCUGGAGUAUGACCAGCCCCUCUAUGUUGGAUCUGCAGAGCUUAAGAGACGCCCAUUCGUGGGCUGCUUGAGGGCCAUGCGUCUGAAUGGAGUAACUCUGAACUUGGAGGGUCGUGCCAAUGCCUCUGAGGGCACCUUCCCCAACUGCACGGGCCACUGUGUCCACCCCAGGUUCCCCUGCUUUCAUGGAGGCCGCUGCGUGGAGCGCUAUAGCUACUACACAUGUGACUGUGACCUCACGGCUUUCGAUGGGCCCUACUGCAACCAUGAUAUCGGUGGUUUCUUUGAGCCAGGCACUUGGAUGCGCUACAACCUCCAGUCAGCACUGCGCUCUGCAGCCCGGGAGUUCUCCCACAUGCUGAGUCGGCCAGUACCAGGCUAUGAGCCUGGCUAUAUCCCUGGUUAUGACACCCCAGGCUACGUGCCUGGUUAUCAUGGCCCUGGGUACCGCCUACCUGACUACCCACGGCCUGGCCGGCCUGUGCCCGGUUACCGGGGGCCUGUCUACAACGUGACAGGAGAAGAGGUCUCCUUCAGCUUCAGCACUAAUUCUGCACCUGCAGUCCUGCUCUAUGUGAGCUCCUUUGUGCGUGAUUACAUGGCUGUUCUCAUCAAGGAAGAUGGGACCCUGCAGCUGCGUUAUCAGCUGGGCACCAGUCCCUAUGUGUACCAGCUAACCACCCGGCCAGUUACUGAUGGCCAACCCCACAGUGUGAACAUCACCCGGGUCUACCGCAACCUCUUCAUUCAGGUGGACUACUUCCCAUUGACAGAACAGAAGUUCUCACUGCUGGUGGACAGCCAGCUGGACUCGCCCAAGGCCUUGUAUCUAGGGCGUGUGAUGGAGACAGGAGUCAUUGACCCGGAGAUACAGCGCUACAACACCCCAGGUUUCUCUGGAUGUCUGUCUGGUGUUCGAUUCAACAAUGUGGCUCCCCUCAAGACCCACUUCCGAACCCCUCGGCCCAUGAUUGCUGAGUUAGCUGAGGCCUUGCGAGUUCAGGGAGAACUGUCAGAAUCUAACUGUGGAGCUAUGCCACGUCUGGUCUCAGAGGUGCCACCUGAGCUUGAUCCCUGGUAUCUUCCCCCAGACUUCCCAUACUACCAUGAUGAUGGAUGGGUUGCCAUACUUUUAGGCUUUUUGGUGGCCUUCCUGCUGCUGGGGCUUGUGGGAAUGUUGGUGCUCUUCUAUCUGCAAAAUCAUCGCUACAAGGGCUCCUACCACACCAAUGAGCCCAAGGCCACCCACGAUUAUCAUCCUGGGAGCAAAACUCCCUUACCUCCUUCAGGCCCUGCCCAGGCCCCUGCCCCCACACCAGCUCCCACCCAAGUUCCAGCCCCAGCCCCAGCCCCAACCCCAACCCCAGCCCCAGCCCCAGCCACUGGCCCAGGUCCCCGGGACCAGAACCUACCCCAAAUCCUGGAGGAAUCCAGGUCUGAAUGAUCAGGAGAAGGGCUUGCUUCAAGGACCAAGUCCAACUCCUCUGAAUUCCCCAUUUCCUGCCUCCCUACCCCCAUCCCACCCCAUCAGGGACAUUUGGCUCCUCUUAGCUGGCUCUGCUCACCCAGAGAGUUCUCCUCCUGCCAAGUUUGGUGGGCAGAGCUACAGAUGGGACCAAAGGGAGUGGCUGAGCCUCACUGCCUAGACCAAUGCCCUGCUCACCCACUUCCCCAGGCUCCUGGCUGUUUGUCCGCCCCAGAGGAGAAGCCUUAUGGGGUGGAGACAGGCCCCUUCCUGCCAUCUCUGUCCCAGCUGCUGCCGGGGAUUAACAACAGAGUGUACGGGAGAUGAACUGCCUCCCUUCCCACAUACAUCAUCAGCAGGGACAGAUGUGUGGGAUUGCAGGGCUGCACAGGGCAUGGGGGGAGGAGGCUGCUAAUACACAUCCCCCAGCCUCUCCCUUGCCCUGCUGAAUGUCUUCCAUCUGCUUCAUCACUGUCCCCCAUCCCCCUUUUGUUUUUACAGAGACCAAGUGGCCUCAGUUUAGCACUUUAGUACUUCCGCUGCUUCACAUGCUUUGGCCAAAGCCAUAAAAAAACAAAAACAAACCCUGCAAGUAGAGAAAUAAUGCAGAUACCCUGCCAGCCAACCCUCUACGCUUAAACCCCUUUCUGAGAUAUGCAAUAGCCUUGGUGCCAGGCCCCCUCUCCAAUGCAUGAGGAGCCCUCUUUCCUCCGCUCAGAGAUGCUGCUUUAUUUGUCUGGGAGGUCCUAUUCUUUAUAUAUAUUUUUGUUUGCAAUGUCUCUCUCUAGAGAAACUAUAUAUUAUUCUAAUUUUCUAAUUAUCUGUUUAUAUAUAAAAGAAAAACUCAAAUCAGCUGUCCUGUCCUGUGCUGUGCCCACAGUCUAGUGAGCUCCUCCUGUGUUGGACAUCUCUUGAGUUCUGUUGGCCACUCACCCAGUCCACUAGGCCUAGGGCAGAGCCUGCAGUGCCCUUGACUCUGAGCUGGUCCAAUAAAACAGAGUGGCAGAGCUCCA